This is a messenger RNA of Patiria miniata (bat star), 2193 nucleotides long. Its product is annotated as betaine--homocysteine S-methyltransferase 1-like. The record is from RefSeq and is a predicted model, not a curated record. Gene Ontology annotation, molecular function: betaine-homocysteine S-methyltransferase activity; zinc ion binding. Bases 177 to 1304 code for a protein of 375 amino acids. The transcript is spliced from 9 exons. NCBI's taxonomy places the organism in Eukaryota, Metazoa, Echinodermata, Asteroidea, Valvatida, Asterinidae.
ACUGUGCUAUUUAUACGGCGGUGGUGUUCAAUUUGUUCCUCCAUCCACCGUGCACCGCAAGGCCAAAAAUAUCAUACAAGUUACUAUAGGCCCCUACGAUCGAUCGCAGUUCAAGUUUGGUCUAUCCGUCCGGGCCGUGUUUCAGCUGGAUCGGCGUGGCCAAGACACAUUUUAGAAUGACUAGUAAGAAAGGUUUGCUGGAGCGUUUGGCUGCAGGAGAGGUCAUCAUUGGUGAUGGAAGCUUUGUGUUUUUAUUGGAGCGCAGAGGGUACGUCUCUGCUGCGGCCUGGACCCCAGAAUCAUGUGUUCUGCAUCCUGAAGCAGUUCGUCAGUUGCAUCGAGAGUACCUCAGGGCCGGCGCUGACGUCAUGCAGACAGCGACAUUCUACUCUUCUGAUUGGCAACUCCAACAUGUGGCAACCACACGUAACGACGAGAAAAUGAAGAGUUUGACUACAGCUGAUAUAAACAGUGCUGCCGUGGACAUUGCAAGGGGCGUGGCCGAAGAGGGUGACGCCCUUGUAGCAGGCUCUGUCUCGCCUGUCUCUUCCAUAGCCUUCAAGAAGGGCAAAGAACACGUAGUCGGUGAAUUCACAAAGCAGAUGGCAACUUUUAGAGAGAAGAAAGUGGAUUUUCUGCUGGGUGAGUUUUUCAUCAAUAUAGAGGAGGCUGAAUGGGCCAUUCAAGCCAUGGCUGAGAUAGGCGUCCCUGUGGCCUGUACCAUGAGGAUACCUUCUCGCGGAGAUGCUGCAGGGCAUUCACCCCAGGAAUGUGCUGUCAGAAUGGCAAAAGCAGGUGCCAGUGUUGUUGGCGUGAAUUGCAUGUACGACCCCGACAUUUGCCUGGAGACUAUCGCCCUAAUGAAGGAAGGCCUGAAGGAGGCGGGGCUUGAUCAGACUUACCUGAUGGUCCAACCGUUGGGGUUUCACACCCAGGACCCUGGCUUGAUUGAGGAUAGGCGGGGCUACAAUGCACUGCCAGAGAUGCCGUAUGCAUUGGAGCCACGUGCCAUAACCCGCAUUGAUGCCCACAGGUUUGCCAGGGCGGCGUAUGAUCUCGGAGUCCGAUAUAUCGGCGGGUGUUGUGGAUUUGAGCCCCAUCACAUCCGUUCUCUAGCCAUCGAGUUGUCAAAAGAACGCGGACGGCUUCCGCCAGCUGCAUUCAACAUGACUCCAUGGGAUUGUCUUAAAGUCAGCAACACUUCCAGUUACAAAGAGAAGACGAGCCAGGAAUACUGGUUCAACCUCAAUCCAGCUUCGGGACGACAAGUCAAACCAUUUGCAACGCUCUGUAAAAAGGACUGAUGGUGGAAUGAUAGAGAACCCCAUUUUUGAAUGAGAUAAUUCAAAAGUAAACCACACCAUGAAAUUAAUGAAGGCGACUCACAAAGUUGUUUUCAUAUAAUUAUUUUUAUUUGACUCUUAAUGCUUUCUUUUUGCUGCUUUUGUUAAAAAAUAUUUUACAAACUGGUUUUCUUUCUGGUAUUGAUGCUGCUCUGAGCCACCCCCUUCAAGAUAAAAGUAUACAUCAUAACAGUCAAAAAUGUAUUCAUACUUGACAUGUAUCGCAAAUUAUCUGAUACAUAUUUGUUAGUAAAUCACCCUUGAUUUGCAUUAUUGCUAUUAUAAUUUCAUUCCUUUCUUCAGCUAUUUGAUGAAUAUUUUGUAAACAAAAUUUGGUGAAUGGAUACAAAAGUUGCAUACAUUGCUAUUAUAAUUUUAUUAGUUUCUUCAUAUAUUAGAUAAAUAUUUUGCUACCAAAAUUAAUGAGAUUGGACACAAUUACUGUGCAAGUUGCCUUUUUUUUGCAAAUUUAAAUCAUGAUUUGAGCAAAUAUUUCUGGCAAGCAUGGCAAAUAAAUAGUUUGAACUUCCAAUAUAUAGUGUAGUACUUGUUAUCAUUGCUCACUGCAAUUAUUGCCCAUUGCAAUUAUUGGUGUAGAUCCCAAUUUUGUAUACACACCUAUUGAUGAUACAUAAGUUGCAUGUAACUUCUGAUGUUAAAGCUAUAUGUGUAAUGGAAAAUUGGGUUUUUGGGUACUGCACUGUGCUGUUUCUUUGCAAUCAAGAUACAUGCUUAUAGAUAUUACUUUCAAUCAACAAGAAACUGGAAUAAGUUCAUGAGCAGAAACAAUGAUGUAUUGCUUUGAACAAUGUAAUGAGGUGGAGAUUAAACAUACAAUAUGUAAACAUGC